This is a messenger RNA of Solea solea (common sole), 7920 nucleotides long. RefSeq names its product slit homolog 3 (Drosophila) (gene slit3). Gene Ontology annotation, biological process: axon guidance; negative chemotaxis. Gene Ontology annotation, molecular function: Roundabout binding; calcium ion binding; heparin binding. The coding region runs from base 566 to 5182 and encodes 1538 amino acids. The record is from RefSeq and is a predicted model, not a curated record. Lineage: Eukaryota; Metazoa; Chordata; Actinopteri; Pleuronectiformes; Soleidae. The transcript has 38 exons.
UCUCUCACAACCUCCUGGCGCACCAGUCUGUGUUGCGCCUCUGCUCUCUCAACUUUUAUUUCUAAUUGAAACUCCCGUGAAAACUCUCGCUUUUUUAGUCCCCGGCAGCCGAUGGGAUGUUCCCAGGAAAGAGGUUACACCCCAUCUGAGCUCGUUCACCUUGGAAACUUCACGAGUCAGGCGGAUAACUUCUUGUGAAUGGGGCACGUUUGACUUUUACGCAUCCAGCUCCGUGACGCGCGGUUGGAUGUUUUAAACUGAAAACGCUGUCCUUGCAAAGUGUCAGGUCCAAAUUCUCACUUUAUUCCCCUUCUUCAAUGGCAAGGGGGCGUUUUAAGAAGCCGUUGACUGCGCGAUUCUCCUGAGAGAAACUUUGUUGAACUUCAUCACUUUUUUUGGCUUCCAUCACUUUCUUCUUGUUCUUUUUUUUUUUUUUAACUCUACAACACAAUCAAACGACCUCUCUUGACCUUUUUUUCCCCGGGAUCCUUACUUCCACAGCGUUCCGCUCCCCAUUCACGGAUAUUCAAUUAACCUCUGUUUGGGAGUUAUUUUAGUGGAUAUCAUGCCUCCGACAGGACCGGAGAGACGGGCUGCGCUCUGCCGGGUUUGGGCUCUGGUUUUCGCGCUGCUCGUGUGCGUCGCCUCGGUGAAUGGAUGCCCACACAAGUGCAGCUGCUCCGGGUCUCAUGUGGACUGCCAGGGUCUGGGUUUGAAGACAGUGCCUAAAGGAGUACCGAGGAAUGCCGAGCGUCUGGAUUUGAACAGAAACAACAUCACCAGAAUCACUAAAGUGGACUUCUCUGGCCUCAAGAACCUACGGAUUCUUCAUCUGGAGGACAACCAAAUCAGUGUCGUCGAGCGCGGAGCCUUCCAAGACCUCAGGCUGCUGGAGCGGCUUCGCGUGAACAGAAACAAACUGCUGGUUCUUCCGGAGCUUCUCUUCCAGUCCAACCCCAAACUAGGACGACUAGACCUCAGCGAGAACCAGAUUCAGGCGGUUCCGAGGAAAGCUUUCAGAGGAGUCACCAACGUCAAGAACCUGCAACUGGACAGCAACCACAUCAGCUGCAUCGAAGAUGGAGCUUUCCGGGCGCUGCGUGAUCUGGAGAUACUCACCCUCAACAACAACAACAUCACCCUCAUCCCGCUGUCCAGCUUCAACCACAUGCCCAAGCUGCGGACACUUCGUCUGCACUCCAACAACCUCCACUGUGACUGUCACCUCUCCUGGCUCUCUGAUUGGCUCAGAGCCAGACGGGGCUUGGCUCCCUUCACCCAGUGCAUGGCCCCCGCCCACAUGAGGGGCCUCAAUGUCCCAGAUGUGCAGAAGAAGGAUUUUGUUUGCAAUGGUCCAGUUCAGACAGAGUCCAGGACGUGUGUACCCCAGGUGGCUGUGUGUCCGCCCAGCUGCAGCUGUAACAACAACAUAGUGGAUUGUCGUCGCAAAGGACUCACUGAAAUACCGGCAAAUCUCCCCGAGGGCAUCGUGGAGAUUCGUUUGGAGCAGAACUUGAUUAAAAGUGUCCCAGCAGGAGCCUUUACUGCCUACAAGAAGCUGAAGAGGAUUGACUUGAGUAAGAACCAGAUCUCUGACAUAGCAGCUGAUGCUUUCAGUGGCCUGCGCUCGCUCACAUCAUUGGUGCUCUAUGGCAACAAGAUCACCGAGUUGCCCAAGGGAUUGUUUGAUGGACUGGUUUCCCUGCAGCUGCUGCUUCUGAAUGCCAACAAAAUUAAUUGUUUGCGAGUCAACACCUUCCAAGACCUACAGAACCUCAACCUGCUUUCACUCUAUGACAACAAGCUGCAAACUAUCAGCAAAGGACUGUUCGCCCCUCUGCGCUCCAUCAAGACUCUACACCUUGCUCAGAAUCCAUUUAUGUGUGACUGUCACCUGAAGUGGCUGGCUGACUACCUGUUUGACAAUCCCAUCGAGACCAGUGGCGCGCGCUGCAGCCACCCCAGGAGGCUGGCAAACAAACGAAUUAGCCAGGUUAAAGGCAAGAAGUUCAGGUGCACAGGUCAGGAAGACUAUCGUAGCCGCCUGAGUGGCGAGUGUUUCCAGGACCUGGUGUGUCCAGAGAAAUGUCGAUGUGAAGGCACCGUCGUCGACUGCUCCAACCUGAAAUUGGCCCGUAUACCUCCACACAUCCCUGAACACACGACAGACCUGCGGUUAAACGACAAUGAGAUUGCCAUCCUGGACACUGCAGGGACGUUUAAGAAGCUGCCUAACUUGAAGAAGAUCAACCUGAGCAAUAACAAGUUGCGGGACAUCCGCGAGGGCGUGUUUGACGGAGCCGGUGGAGUUCUGGAGCUGCUCCUCACAGGAAACAAGCUAACCGGACUGCAGGGACGCAUGUUCAGAGGCCUCACUGGCCUCAAGACUCUAAUGCUGAGGAGCAACCAGGUUAGCUGCAUUGACAACAAUACGUUCACGGGCCUGAGCUCGGUGCGUCUGCUCUCGCUGUACGACAACAGGAUCUCCAGCAUCGCCCCAGGAGCCUUCUCCACCCUGCACUCCCUUUCCACCAUUAACCUCCUGUCCAAUCCCUAUGUGUGCGACUGUCACUUGUCCUGGCUGGGUCAGUGGCUGAAGAAGACCAGAGUGGUCAGUGGAAACCCUCGCUGUCAGAAACCUGCUUUCUUAAAGGAGAUACCCAUUCAGGACGUGGCUACGCCGGACUUUACUUGUGGUGGUGAUGAGGAUAAUGGUUGUCUUCCUGCGUCUGGCUGUCCUGACGUCUGCACGUGCUCAGACAGUGUGGUGCGUUGCAGCAACAGAGGGCUGCACUCUCUGCCCAAGGGCAUUCCCAAGGACACCACUGAGCUUUACCUGGAGGGUAAUAUGCUGACAUCUGUGCCCAAGGAGCUGGCAUCCCUGAAGCAGCUGUCACUGGUAGACCUGAGCAACAACAGCAUCAGCACGCUGGCCUCGUACACCUUCAACAACAUGACUCAACUAGCCACACUCAUCCUGAGUUACAACCAGAUUCGCUGCAUCCCGGUCCACGCCUUCGACGGGCUCAAGUCACUUCGCCUGCUGACUCUUCAUGGUAACGACCUUUCAACCAUCCCAGAAGGGGCUUUCAGCCACCUCACUGCUCUCUCCCACCUGGCUCUUGGUGCGAAUCCCCUGUACUGUAACUGCGACCUGCGCUGGCUCUCCCAGUGGGUCAAGGCUGGCUUUAAAGAGCCCGGAAUCGCUCGUUGUACUGGACCUCCUGACAUGGCUGACAGGUUGCUGCUCACUACGCCACUCAACAGAUUUCAGUGUAAAGGUCCUGUAGAUAUCAGCCUAAUGUCAAAAUGUGCCCCCUGCCUGGCGACACCAUGCCAAAACAACGGUACCUGUGUCCCUGACACCACUGGGUCGUACCACUGCACGUGUCCUUAUGGAUUCAAGGGUCAAAACUGUGAAAUAUCCAUGAAUGCCUGUAUUAAUUUCCCCUGCUGGAAUGGAGGAACCUGCCACACUGUGCCUGGCCUUAUAGACCAAUUCAGCUGCGUGUGUCCGCCCGGAUCUGCAGGCCCUCGUUGUCAGUUCAACCCCGACGACUGCGCGCACAACGACUGUGAGAACAACGCUACCUGCGUCGAUGGAAUCAACAACUACACCUGCAUCUGUCCACCCAACUACACAGGUGACCUCUGUGAAGAGAUGGUUGACCCCUGUCUCCAUGGUUUCGACCCCUGUCAGCACGACUCUAAGUGUGUCCACGUCGGCCGCAGUUACAGGUGCGACUGUUUACCAGGCUACGUGGGCCAACAGUGUGAGCGGGACUAUAACGACUGUCUGGAGAACAAGUGUCAACAUGGAGCCGAAUGUGUGGAUGCUGUCAACGGAUACACCUGCGUCUGUAAAGAGGGCUUCAGCGGGCUGUUCUGUGAGAACCCUCCACCAAUGAUCUUGCUGCAGACCAGCCCCUGUGACCAAUCAGACUGCCAGAACAGUGCCCAGUGCAUUUUAGUUUCUGGGGAGCCCGUCUGCCGCUGCUUGCCCGGUUUCUAUGGCAACAAAUGUGCCAAGAUGGCCACUGUUCACUUCCUGGGUCGCGACGGGUUCGUGGAGCUGCCAGGCGCGAAGCUUCGCCCCACCGCACACAUUUCAUUACAGGUGGCCACGGAAAAAGACAACGGCCUUUUGUUGUACAAAGAGGACCACGACCCCCUGGCACUGGAGCUUUACCAGGGACACAUACGGCUCAUCUACGACAUCGCCAACUACCCUCCAACCACUGUGUAUAGUGUGGAGUCGGUGAAUGACGGGCUUUUCCACACGGUCGAGCUGGUGAUUCAGAACCGUUCGCUGAGCCUGGUGGUGGACAACGGAACCCCCAAGAGUCUGGGCAAACUCGCGCGCCAGCCGUCCGUCGACCACAACACUCAGCUGUACAUCGGAGGCGUACCAUCCCAGGUGGUGGCCUCAGGUCUACGUCCAGGCCCCGAGCGUUCGCCUCAGGCUUUUAAUGGCUGCAUCCACAAUGUCCAAAUCAACGGGGAGCUGCAAGAUUUGAGUAACCAAGCCACGGCGGGAGGGCGACCGCAAGGAGUCAACGUCAAGGUUGAUGGUAUCCUCGCAGGCUGUCACACCUGCAGUGUGUGUGCACAGGGCUUGUGCAGGGAGGGAGGAGAGAUGGGAGUAACAUGUGACUGCCCUCCAGGCCGCAGCGGGGCUCUGUGCGAACAGAUGACAACGCCAAACCCGUGUCAGAACAGCAGGUGUGUACAUGGUGUGUGUGUGGCAAAGGGUCAGUCCUACAGUUGCCAGUGCAGUCAAGGAUACCAGGGUCAGUACUGUGACCGGCGACAGGAGCCCGCGGCCUGCAGGGGGCAGCGCUGCGGACACGGAGAGUGCCGCGUGUCAGAGGCAGGAGAGCCGCUCUGCCAGUGUCAUCCUGGAUACAGCGGAGCAACCUGUGACGCGGAGCUGACGUGUCAGGGGGAGAUGGUGCGGGAGCAGCUGAAGCGUCACCACGCCAUGAGAACAUGUACGUCCACCAGCAAGAUCCCCCGCAUGGACUGUCCCCGAUCCUGCCAGGCCGCAGCGCCGCCCGGCGUCUGCUGCGGCGUCACCAAGAACAGGAGGAGGAAGGUGGUUUUCCGCUGCACUGACGGCACCUCAUACUCGGAGGAGAUGGAGACGGCUCUGGAGUGUGGCUGCUCCAAGUGCCCGUUGUAACAGCGCCGCUGUUUUUUUUGUUUUUGUUUUCGUUGCAACACCCACCGCUGCCAUUUUUGUGAAUUCUACACGUCAAAUCAAACAAAGGCUGUCGCUCUGAGAGAGGUUUUUUCUCCACCCUGAUGAUGAUGAUGAUGAUGAUGAGCAACAUGUGAUGUAUUGUUUUUACCACGUUCAGUUUCGACCGCCGCCAAUUUGCUGCCAACAGAAACCAAACAAGAGCAAAAAAAAGAAGAAAAAUGGGACAUGUGUGCGUGUUUUUGACAGAGAGAAAAUAUAUUGUAAGAUAUAAGUAAGAAAAAAACAUAGAACUUAUUUUUAUUAUGGAUUUUUUUUCUAAAAGAUGAUAAAAGGACUGAUGAGCUGUUGUUUUUGUUUUUUUUUUAAAUGUUGAUGAUAUAAUGUGUCGCAUAGUAUAAUAAAAAAAAGUAAUUUUGUACCUUGUAAGAAGAAGAGGAAGAAAAAGUACAACGCAAGAUUAACAUUCCUUUAAAAGUAUAUGAAUUUAUAUGUAUGUAUAAAUCUAUAUAAAUAUAUACCCUAACCCAAUGAAUUUUAUAUUUCUAAGUGUAUUUGCAUGAUGUUAAUGUGAGUGCUGACGUGAGGGGAGGACACUGUGGACACUGAGGGACGAGCUCCGUGGAUUCCACUGUGAGGAGAAGGUGGCGCUCUUGUUGCCCUCUCUCGGAGGCUGGGGGGGGGGGAUUGGGGGGGACUGUAUGUGCCUCGCUAACCUGCUUCACUAUAUAAUGGACGUCAUCCUCACAUGUGAGUUUUUUUUCCAGAAAAAAACACAAAAAGACUCUUUCCACAGAGACGAUUUCACAGUUGUUGUUUGUCUUAAUCUGUGGUUUUCUGCUGCUGCUUCUGCUGCUGCUGCUGCUGCUGCUGCUGCUGCUGCUGCUGCUGCUGCUGCCGCCGCUGCCGCUGCUGCUGCACCAGAACCCGGAGCCACCGUGUGACCUUUGACAUGGAAAAUUGUGGAAAAUAGACGUUCACUGUUCAUCAGCAGCUCGUUACUCCGUAGUCGGGGAUUGAAAGCUACAGUCGGCAGGACUGUUUUGGGGAUUGCCACGCUCACUGUCUGUCUCCAGCUCCUUUCACACAGACAGACGGCAGCUUCUGUUUAUUUGCCGUAUUAGUGAUCCAGCAUCCAAAGACAGCGCCCCCUGUCUUCUUUCUCAAAACCCCCCCAGCAUGCAACAGAUUUCAUUGUGAGACUUUGAACAGAGGAGGUGCAGAGUCUCGUUCUGUGUCAAAUAACUUGAUGCUAAAAGGAAAUUGUGGCAUCAGUGACGCCAAAAAUCCUGCCGACUGCAGCUUUAUCCAUUUAAACCAGCAUACCGAGUCUAUACCGGGUCUAAACUGAGUCAUUUUUAAUGAAAUCUAUCUUUGGAAUAAGAAAGAAGUAUCAUGUGUGUGUCACUGUGCUCUCUGGUUGAACAUGUGUGUGUCACUGGCUGUUUUCUCUUGACCCCUAAGAAGGAAAUCUGAAAUUCACAGACGUGACCUGCAACCAGGCUCCUAUUGGACAACAACGUCGGCCAAUCACACCAGUGUUCAUUCAUACUGUAUAUGUCGUGCUCUAUCAUGUAUUUUCUUUAGAAAAUCGAAAUCCUUUUAUAGUGAAAAAGACCCAUAACUAUAGCGAUUGAGAUCAUUAUUAACUGCUCAGGAAAAUGUUUACUGACUUUAUAAAUCAAACUAGAAGUACAACCAGCAGUUGUGUCUCCCCCUGGUGGCGAUUCAGUAUAUUCUUACUUCCUGCUCGUCACAAAGUGUUCUUUGUUUGCACGAGCGUUACAGAGCCACAACAGUUUCCUUGUCCGUUGUCCGUUCCAUGUUUUGUGACCGGACGAGGAAACUGUUUGGAAUGAAGCCAUCAGCGUCAACUCCACUUACCUUAAAUAUGAUAAUUAAGAUAAUUAAGUCAAAAGUUAAGUGUGUAUUUGAAGUCCAAGUGCCUGUGAGUAAGUCAUUUUUGAAGUGCAAACACAUCCAACACCUGAAUCAUUUUUCUUAUUUUAGAUGUUUGGAUUGAUGUUUAUUCACUUCACACUCGUGGCCUUUAAAUGAUCCCUCUUUCCUUAGAACAGGGUGUUAUGGAAUGUAUAGAAAUCCCAAAGCAAACAAAGAAGUCGUGCCAAAUAAAGAAGGGAAGCCUUAAUCGUGCCACAGUCCUCGAGGUGUGAGAUACAGUGUUUUUUUCCCCUCAUGUUUAAUGUGACAUCUGUGACAUCUCUUCUUUUAAUCUUCAAUGUGUGACUGUAAAGGUUCCGUUGUUUUCGGUGAAUUAACACUUUGAAAGGUUUGGUAACAUGUUAAUGGUGUGACUUUCAAAGUAAAAGUCUCUCUGUGAUUGAUGUAAAUACAGAGAGAGCUCCAAAAAAAACAACAUCGUAAAUAACUAACACAACAAUAACAAGCAUGGCAGAAUACUAUAAUGUAACUACUACUGUGUUGUUUAGUUUAUAGUUGCUUUGUUUCCAAAAGUCCACUCCACUCUUUCUUUCCAUUCCUGUUUUCAUUCCUCAACACUCAAGGUUUGUUAGUUCCUCAUUGUGAACAGGAAAUGAGUUAAAAACACACCUCAGUGAUUAUUGACCAGACAAAUAUAAACAAACUCAGUUGUUCCUGUUUUCCAAGUCCUGUUUUUUUAACAAAAACAACAUGAAUAUGUGAGUGAUGAUUGAUACUUAAGUUGAAUGUUAAAAAAUUAAACUACCAUUGAAACUACA